AUGAAUGAAGAAAUAAGACAGAUUUUAAUAAUUCUACUCAUUUGUAGUCAGAUUGUAGUGUUAUCAAAACAACAUACACCUAGUGAUAAUAUAAAAAUUGGCAAUAAAAUUAUUAAAAAUAGUGAAAAUAACCUUAUACCGGGGAGAUUUUCACAGUUACAAGGAUAUGGAACAGUUGAGGAAGUCGAACCUCAACCGAAAAUAAGAAUAUAUGUAUAUAAUCCACCAAAUUCUUUUAAUCCAACAAAUGAAAUGUUUAGUAAAAGAAUAUUGAGGGAAAUGGAGAAUGAAAGAUUCACUGAACAAGUAAGAACUGUGUAUCAAAUAAAGUGGAGAAGGAAUUUGAAAGAAUUAAAGAUUCUCAGAAUGACUAAUGAAGCCAUAGAAGAUUUGAAUAUUGGAGAAGUAUAUAUUAACUCCUCCAGUCUGGCUGAUUCUCAAAUCAAAGCACUGGACCAACUUUUACGUUUUAAGUGCUCCAGACUAGAAAAAAAACUGAAGUCACUUCAGUUGAAACGUAAAUAUUUGUCAGAGGGAAGAGAUAUCAAUGUCAGUUUGAAUGAACUUAUUUCCCGAGAACUCAUCGAGGCCGCUGAUUUCUUAACUACUUCUACCGAAACAGAUUAUCCCAAUCUAGAAGUAUUAUACUAUAGUUUAUACAUUUAUUAUAUUUAA
This is a messenger RNA of Theileria annulata, 675 nucleotides long. RefSeq lists its product as uncharacterized. The transcript is spliced from 6 exons. The record is from RefSeq and is a predicted model, not a curated record. Bases 1 to 675 code for a protein of 224 amino acids. NCBI's taxonomy places the organism in Eukaryota, Apicomplexa, Aconoidasida, Piroplasmida, Theileriidae.